This is a messenger RNA of Coffea eugenioides, 416 nucleotides long. RefSeq lists its product as uncharacterized. The record is from RefSeq and is a predicted model, not a curated record. Gene Ontology annotation, molecular function: serine-type endopeptidase inhibitor activity. Bases 15 to 248 code for a protein of 77 amino acids. The transcript is spliced from 2 exons. NCBI's taxonomy places the organism in Eukaryota, Viridiplantae, Streptophyta, Magnoliopsida, Gentianales, Rubiaceae.
GAAGACAAGGAAUCAUGGCAAUCAGCAGGAUUAAUGGUGUAAUGUCUAUUCUUUUGUGCGGAAUGAUUCUUCUAGGUUCCAAUGUGGAAGUCAAGGUUGUCGAGGCUUGCCCACAAUAUUGCUUAGAUGUGGAGUACAUGACCUGCGGUAACUCGGAAACAAAGCUGCCCCCAAGGUGCAAUUGUUGUUUGGCCCCAAAGGGCUGCACUCUUCAUCUUGCUGAUGGAACUUCACAAUAUUGCAGCUAAAUUAAUUCCAUGGUUGGAGUUUGUAAACUAGACCGAUAUAAUAUACUAUACCAGUACUAAAUAAUGGGUAAUAAUUGUCCUUUAAGAUUGCAUUCCAGUUUCCAUGAACGUGGAAGAUAUCUAUGUAGUAUAUCAGUUGUUCAUGAGAUAGUGAAUCAUAUUCAAUUA